Messenger RNA from Jatropha curcas, 1306 nucleotides. RefSeq names its product 5-formyltetrahydrofolate cyclo-ligase, mitochondrial. The record is from RefSeq and is a predicted model, not a curated record. Gene Ontology annotation, cellular component: mitochondrion. Lineage: Eukaryota; Viridiplantae; Streptophyta; Magnoliopsida; Malpighiales; Euphorbiaceae. Gene Ontology annotation, molecular function: 5-formyltetrahydrofolate cyclo-ligase activity. Gene Ontology annotation, biological process: folic acid-containing compound biosynthetic process; tetrahydrofolate interconversion.
AAAAUUGCAAUAAUGUGUACACAUGCGCUGACAACACGGGUCAAGGCAGCGCUAAUGGUUCAGCCAGCUUCACUAGCAGCAAUACUGAUAGGAACACCAACACCACUACUCCACCCUCCCCUCCCGGUCCGCCUCCAGCCACCUGCAGCCGUUCACCUCCCAACUGUCUCGAUGAGCACCGACCAAGACGAAACAACCAAUCUCAAUGAAAUGUUUCACCAGAAACGGAUCCUCCGAUCAAAAGUCCGAAAGGCCCUCAAGUCCAUGGAUCUGUCCCUCCGAUCCCAAGAAGACAACGCCAUCCAGAGUAAUGUCUUAGAAGCUUCAUGGUUCAAGUCUAGCCAGAGAUUAUGCGCUUAUAUAAGUUGCAGUGCUUUACGCGAGGUUGAUACGUCCAAACUGUUAUCGGAAAUUCUACAGAAUCUGGCCAAAGAUGGCUGUGCUCAGACUGCAAAAAAGCUUUAUGUUCCAAGGGUGGAGGACAAGAAUAGUCAUAUGCGAAUGCUCAACAUCUCAAGCAUGGAUGAUCUAAUUGCAAACUCCAUGAAUAUUUUAGAACCAGCUCCAGCAGAUGGUGUUGGAAAUUUAAGAGAAGAUGUGAUGCAGGCAAAUGAUCCAGUUGAUUUGUUCAUCCUGCCUGGACUUGCGUUUGACAGAUCUGGAAGACGCUUGGGGCGUGGUGGAGGGUAUUAUGACACCUUUUUGAGGAAGUACCAAGAACUUGCAAGGGAGAGGAAUUGGAAGCAACCCCUCUUGGUGGCACUAUCUUACUCUCUACAAAUCAUGGAUGAUGGAAUUAUACCAGUAACUUUGCAAGACGUAUUGGUGGAUGCUCUUGUAACUCCAUCUGGCUUUAUUCCCAUUAGCAAAUCUGCCUUGGAAAGAUUUGACAAUGGACUGUGAAGUCACACCUUAAUCUUUCUCGAUGAAAUCCUAAAUUAAUUGCAAUUUAGUUCACUUGUAACCUGAGGAGGAGGAUCAUAUGUUCUGAAAGCAUUCAAAUGCUAAGGUUUUGGUACAUUCAAUACAAUUAUGAGCAGAAAAUUUAUUUCUUUAUCCAUAUAGACCAGUGUGCUGGGAGCAUCAAAAUGCGAUAAAGAUUCUCCUAUGCUGUUAAUUAGAGGCUAUAAUUAGUUGUCUGAGGAAUAGAGCUUAAAGCCUAAUGGGUUUGCUGUUCUUGUGAUUUGUAUAUGUUAAGUGUAACCAACAAUGACUUCUUUUUCUUGAGAAUGAUCAAACCUGAAUACCUGACAUGUUGUACACAACUAAAUAUUGGUUUGGAAUAAAUGGAUUUCGUUCGCUGUCA